AUGUUUACCCUAAUCUAUAAAAUACACUCAAUUACAAGGCCCAUCAACUUCCUCAACUCUAAGACGAUGUCCGAAAUGGCUGCUUCUGGUCUCUCCGCUAAGCCUUUCGACCCUGACUACCACUCUCAGUCAGGCACCGAACACGACAUGGCUAGUCCCACUCUUCCUCGGAUACCACUGUUCGUACCAUCUCAGUAUUGGAAUUACCAUGUGCAUUCGCCCGUCGGCUAUCACGGUUAUCCCGUUCAACAAUACUCGAGCAGCUUCGAGAUGACCCCCUUGAGCCCACCAGAUCAUUCUAACGAGCACUGGCAACACGAUUACAACACUCUUCCCUCGAAUGUGGCUACUAUCGACUCUGCCACUCAACGAUGCAACUCUGACACCUUCCUCGAAGCCGCUGUGGAGGCAACGAGCCCAAAGCUCUCCGCCACCGCACCCCCCUUCGUACCCGUCAAAUCCUCGACGCUCAACGCAGCAGCACCAACCUUCUUCUUAAGCCGCCUAGCAAUAUUUGAUCCUCCAGCCGACGACGAUCUCGCAAAGCGCCCUCGCAAGUACAACCGCGUCCUCCCCGAUGCGCGCAACGACAAGAUCACCUGCGCGCUCGAGAUGAUGCAAUGUCCACGCGAUGGACAAGUCGGCCGCUUCACCGACGAGACCACGUACGAUUUCAACAAAGGAUGGCACUUUAACGAUCCCGUACUCGCUACGAUGUACCACACGAUGAUCGAGCCGAAGAAACACAGCUUUGCUGCUUUCGCCCUGCGGGUGAACAUCCGACCUGUGAACGACGCGCCGCCGCUGUGGCCGCCCUAUAUGAAUCUCUUCGAUAUCAAGUCUUACUACUUUGAGGUCGUUGAGAAAGACAGUGUGAAAGAGGCGAAGUGGGUUACCAUUCUGCCGAGCGGCUCACCACCGACUGCUGAAACUGUCCACAUCUACGAGACAGACAAAGAAGAAAUGGAUUUCUUUCGGUGA
Messenger RNA from Alternaria ventricosa, 981 nucleotides. RefSeq lists its product as uncharacterized. NCBI's taxonomy places the organism in Eukaryota, Fungi, Ascomycota, Dothideomycetes, Pleosporales, Pleosporaceae. Bases 1 to 981 code for a protein of 326 amino acids. The transcript is spliced from 2 exons. The record is from RefSeq and is a predicted model, not a curated record.